Molecule: messenger RNA, 146 nt
Organism: Pterocles gutturalis (yellow-throated sandgrouse)
Lineage: Eukaryota; Metazoa; Chordata; Aves; Pterocliformes; Pteroclidae
Product: toll-like receptor 2 type-2
Exons: 1
Source: RefSeq, a predicted model, not a curated record
AGCAAGCGCUGAAGCAGGCUUGUCCUUCAUGCGAUACCACUCAGCUUUGCAACUGCUCUUCCAUGGGCUUGGACUUCAUUCCCCCGGGAAUCACAGGCCAAAUCACAGUGUUAAACCUGGCCCACAACAGGAUAAAGCACAUCCGA